AUGGACGAGAAGCAAGUCGAUACCACUAAGUCCGAAGUGCCAUCUCAGCACACGGAGGUGGUCGCGCAGCAUUCUACAGCAGACAUUCAGACCGCUCCUCGAACUGGAAGUAUUCCUUCCAUGGCUCAGCCAAAGGCAAAGAGCGAACACCUUGAGUCCGCAACAGGCUGGGAGUCCGACAACCUGAUCCAUGACUUGGAGAAGGAGUUGGAGCAAGCUGGCGAUAAGAAGGGAAUGUUCGAUCUCGAGUUCAAAAACCCCAAGCAUUUCACAUGGCUCCUUGUUGCCUUCGCAUCGAUGGGUGGCCUUCUUUCUGGUCUCGACCAGUCUCUUAUCUCUGGAGCCAACUUGACACUCCCAAAGUCUCUCCAUCUCGACGACCGACAGAACUCUCUGGUCAACGCAGGCAUGCCAUUGGGCGCUGUCGGCGGUGCACUUCUCAUCUCGCCUUGCAACGAAUACUUUGGACGCCGUUGGGCCAUCAUCAUCUCUUGCAUCCUGUACACUAUCGGCGGCGCGCUUGAGGCCGGUAGCAUCAACUUCGGUAUGAUCGUUGCCGCUCGUGUCAUCCUUGGUGCUGGUGUUGGUCUUGAGGGCGGCACUGUUCCCGUCUAUGUCGCUGAGACUGUCGAGCGCAAGCUUCGUGGAAAUAUGGUUUCCCUGUACCAAUUCUGCAUUGCCCUCGGAGAGGUGCUUGGUUAUGCCGUCGCAGCUAUGUUCAUCAGUGUUCCCGGAAACUGGAGAUAUAUUCUCGGCAGCUCGCUGCUCUUCUCGACUAUCAUGGGUGUCGGCAUCUUGUUCAUGCCGGAGAGCCCGCGUUUCCUCAUGCACAAGGGCAAAACACUUGAAGCUUACAAAGUCUGGAAGCGCAUUCGCGGUAUCUCCACACCCGAGUCUCGCGAAGAGUUCUUCGUCAUGAAGGUCAGCACCGAAGAGGAGCAGGCGGAGGUUGCGGCCGGCCGCACUGGCAACUACCCUUGGAUGGAUUUCUUUACCAAGCCCCGUGCUCGUCGUGCGAUCAUCUACGCCAACAUCAUGAUCUUCUUGGGUCAGUUCACUGGUAUCAACGCUAUCAUGUACUACAUGUCCGUUCUCAUGUCUCAAGUUGGUUUCGAUACCUACGAUGCUACUUACAUGUCUCUUGUUGGUGGUGGCGCUCUUCUCAUCGGUACCAUCCCUGCCAUCUUCCUCAUGGAAACUUGCGGUCGUCGUUUCUGGGCCAUCGCCAUGUUGCCCGGUUUCUUCAUUGGUCUUGUUCUCGUCGGUGUAAGCUACCACAUCGACUCUCUUAGCGGUACCCUCGGUGUCUACUUGACUGGUCUCGUCAUCUACGAGAUGUUCUUCGGUUCCUACGCAUGCUUGACCUGGGUCAUCCCAUCAGAGGUGUACCCCACCUAUCUUCGCUCUUACGGUAUGACAACUUCUGCUGGUUGGUUGUUCUUGUCUUCGUUCAUUGUUACAUACAACUUCACUGCCAUGCAGAACGCGUUCACAAAGACCGGUCUCGCUCUCGGCUUCUAUGGUGGUAUCGCCGUCCUUGGCUGGUUUUACCAGAUCUUUUUCAUGCCGGAGACUAAGGACAAGACGUUGGAGGAGAUUGACCAGCUUUUCCAGAUGCCCACAAGGCAAUUGGUAAAGAUGAAUGCGAAGAGCGCGUGGGAAGUCACCAACGAUCUUCUGCACUUCCGCUUCAAGAAGGUCUUCAUUGACAACAACCGCCGCUCGGAAGAGUAA
This is a messenger RNA of Aaosphaeria arxii CBS 175.79, 1734 nucleotides long. RefSeq names its product MFS sugar transporter-like protein. The record is from RefSeq and is a predicted model, not a curated record. Gene Ontology annotation, molecular function: myo-inositol:proton symporter activity. Gene Ontology annotation, cellular component: membrane. The transcript has 3 exons. Gene Ontology annotation, biological process: transmembrane transport. Bases 1 to 1734 code for a protein of 577 amino acids. Lineage: Eukaryota; Fungi; Ascomycota; Dothideomycetes; Pleosporales.